Messenger RNA from Linnemannia hyalina, 936 nucleotides. NCBI's taxonomy places the organism in Eukaryota, Fungi, Mortierellomycota, Mortierellomycetes, Mortierellales, Mortierellaceae. The record is from the annotation of a GenBank genome assembly.
AUGGGUUCCUGUGUCUCAUCACCCUCUGGAGAGGCACAAAGCAAGAAAAUCGACCUCGCCCUCAAGGCCGAUGAGCGGAGGCGCAAACUCGAGGUCAAGCUGCUUUUACUAGGUGCUGGAGAGGCAGGAAAGACGACGGUUAUCAAGCAGAUGAAGUUGCUCCACGCGUCUGGGUUCUCGAUCCCUGAGCGGGAGGUAUUUCGCGCUUUUAUCUUUAGCAACUUGGUUGGAUCGAUGCAGUCGAUCCUCUCUGCCAUGGACGACCACGGCAUCCCACUUUCCAACCCUGACAACGAGCGAUAUUUGCCAGUAUUCGCAACAAACCCACGGGUGGCCAACGGAACGCCAUUCCCACCACAGUACCAGCCGGCUCUCAAGGCUCUCUGGAUGGACGGUGCUAUCCAAAAAGCCUACCGCUUGGGCCACACCUAUGCAUUAGCCGAUAACUCGACGGGUAUUACUGAGACGACCUUCCAUAUCGGCAGCCUCACCUACAGGAUGUUUGAUGUGGGUGGACAAAGAAGUGAACGCAAGAAGUGGAUCCAUUGCUUCGAGGGUGUCACAGCGGUGCUAUUCAUGGCGGCCAUCAGUGGAUACGACCAAUGUCUUGUCGAAGACAAGGACGCCGUUUGCAACUCGCAAUGGUUCACGGACACAUCCAUCAUCCUCUUCCUCAACAAGACCGACAUUUUCCGGGAAAAACUCCACUACUCUCGCGUAAAAGAUUAUUUCCCGGAUUAUGAGGGACCAGAUACAGGUGUGGAGGAGGCGACAGAGUUUUUCAGGAAACGGUUUAUUCGGUUGAACCGGAGUGAGCAUAAGGAGGUGUAUGUGCAUUAUUCGGAUGCGACAGAUACAGAUCAGUUGAGGAAUGUCAUGAAUUCUGUGAAUGAUAUUAUCUUGGGGAGGAAUGUGCGGUCGGCACUUGCUCUCUGA